GGCGGCGAGCCCAGGUCGGACUUCCUUGGAGCCUGGCGGUCAGCAACUAACCCACCUUCGACUCCAGCUCUCUGCUCUGCUCCGCGCCUUCCGGAGCCCCGGACCCGAGCACCAUGUGGAAACGCUGGCUGGCGCUAGCUCUGGUGGCCGUCGCCCUGGUCCGCGGAGAGGAAGAACCGAGGAGCAAAUCCAAGAUCUGCGCCAAUGUGUUCUGUGGAGCUGGCCGGGAGUGUGCAGUCACAGAGAAGGGGGAGCCCACGUGCCUCUGCAUUGAGCAAUGCAAACCUCACAAGAGGCCUGUAUGCGGCAGUAAUGGGAAGACCUACCUCAACCACUGUGAACUUCACAGAGACGCCUGCCUCACUGGAUCCAAGAUCCAGGUGGAUUAUGAUGGACACUGCAAAGAAAAGAAGUCUGUGAGUCCCUCUGCCAGCCCAAUUGUCUGCUAUCAAGCUAACCGCGAUGAGCUCCGGCGUCGCAUCAUCCAAUGGCUGGAGGCUGAGAUCAUUCCAGAUGGCUGGUUCUCGAAAGGCAGCAACUACAGUGAGAUCCUGGACAAGUACUUUAAGAACUUUGAUAAUGGUGACUCUCGCCUGGACUCCAGCGAAUUCCUGAAAUUCGUGGAACAGAAUGAAACAGCCAUCAACAUCACCACUUACGCUGAUCAGGAGAACAACAAGCUGCUCAGAGGACUCUGCGUCGAUGCUCUCAUCGAGCUGUCUGAUGAGGACGCUGACUGGAAACUCAACUUCCAGGAGUUCCUCAAGUGCCUCAACCCCUCCUUCAACCCUCCUGAGAAGAAGUGUGCCCUGGAGGAUGAAACCUACGCAGACGGAGCCGAGACCGAGGUAGACUGUAACCGCUGUGUCUGCUCCUGUGGACACUGGGUCUGCACCGCAAUGACCUGUGAUGGAAAGAAUCAGAAGGGGACCCAGACCCAGACAGAAGAGCAGAAGACCAGAUAUGUCCAGGAACUCCAGAAGCACCAGGAAACAGCUGAGAAGACCAAGAAGGUAAACACCAAAGAAAUGUAACAAGAAGCACACAGCGCCGUGUCUGGAGCCCAGCACCUCUUCAGCGCUGAGUCCGGUACACACGAGCAUCUGCUGCGAUCACCAAACCACCAGUAUUUGCUUGUCUGGCAAUGAAUAUUAUUUCGUUUGUUUUGCAAAUGAAGGAAAUGAGGGUGCUGGCUAGUGAGGGAAGGCCAUGACCUUCAUUUCUAGGAGUGCUUGAAGAGAAACUAAAGGGUGCUGUGGGGCCGGAGGCGAGUAAGGCAGCUGCAUCAGGCUGGCAGAGGAGCAGGCGCGGGUCUGAACGAACCCUUCCUGGGGUCACAGCUGAGCGGAGGCCACAGGGAAAGCAUGUGAUGUUGUGGGGAGGACUGAGCUGGCUCUGCUGAAGGAAGGGAGGAGCCCUGCUGCCCGGACCCUGUCACCACUGUCGCAUGCAGCAUGUCUGCUGCCCCUCUUGGUCCCAACAAUCACCUGAAUACACAGCCACCCCACUAGUUACCUGUGCCCCUCAGAUUUGGAUGGAGUUUCCAGGAGGUUGUGUUUAAAUGAUGCAGAUACUUAGUGUACUUCAAGCGCCAUGGAGACCUAACCAAAAUUUUAAAAUACAUUUUUUUUUUUACCAAAGGUGCUAUUUCUCUGUAAAAGACUUUUUUUUUUGCAAGCUGACUUCAUUCCUCAAUUAUUAUCAUUAUAUUAUUAUUGUCAUUUUUUUUAGUAUCUUUUUCUUGACUAGAUAUUAAGCUUUCGUAAUUAUUUUUUUCAGUAGUCCUACUGUUUCAAAGGUGAAAGGGGGUUGGGAGCUUUUCUUGAUACAGGGAACUCUGUAGCAUAAAUGGCCCCUUCCCCUGCCACACACUAAACUAGAGGCACCCCAGAGCUGUACCGCCCACCCCUGGCAUCCAGAAGCAUGCCAAGAAGCAUGAGAUCGAUGCCUCAGACAAGCCAUAGGACGAAGCAUCUUCAUAGACAGUUGUUGAGAUCCUUUCAGGUAGCUGGGGUGAGGACUUCAUGGGUCAGUCUGCCCAGGAAGAGAGCAUGAAGGAAAACCCCCACCCUUCUCCACAUGGUGCACGUGAGUGCGGUCUCUAGUUGGAGUCAGAGAUUUCCCCAUACAGAUGAAGGCAGAAGUUUUCAGAUUUGAAAACAGUUGAAAAUGAGGACUGAAUCUUGGCACAGGGAAGGUGGGGGAGCCACACACAACUCAGUUAUUGCAAGUCCAUUCUUUCUUUGGACCUCUGAUUCUUUAACUCCCUUAUUACCAUGUUUCAUGUGCACUUAACAUCCCCCACACACAAAAAAAUGAGACCCUUAUCUCAUUUGCAAAACUCAAACUAUAGACCCUGCAGGUAAAGUAUUGAGGUUUUCCCGCACAGACAACUGUGGAAAGUCGGGAUGGGAGGGAUCCCUCCUGGAUAGUUUCCCUGCUCUCUUGCGAAAGGAGACGACUCUGUUGCCGAGUGUUCUGAGCUUUUCUGUACCAUCCCAUUCAAAAACUCUGUGAGCCCCUGGUGCAGUCUGGAUUUAACUCCCUCUCCAAGUGCCUUGGAGAACUCACAGCAGCAGCAGCAUGCCUUAACCAAAAGUUUUGCCAGUUCUUGGAUAUGAUGGGGGAGGGCAGGAUUAUCAGUUUGCUGAAGGCAAGCAGCUAUAGUACCUGUUCACCAGUCAUCUUCAGCACAGUGCUUUUCAACCUUGACUAUCCCACCCCGGAACACUGAAUACCCAAGGGCAAGCCCACGUUCCUCUUGAGUCCGCUACUUCUGUAUACAUAAGGCGGCUGUUGUCUGCAGCACCAUAGAUUAUGUGGUGCCUAAACCAUUCAUGAAAAGCUGCUAAGUAGCCUAGUUUGGGGAGCCUUAGGUAGAGCUUGGCAUGGGGUCAACAAGCAGGAUUGCAUCCAGUUCGGUUCCUACAGUCCUCCAGAAGCCUGUAGGCCACGGCUGCAAGCUCCUUGGGCUGUGUGUGUGUGUCUUUAAUACACAGCAGUGUCUCUUAAAGAUUCAGAGCCCAGGGAGGCCUUCCCAUAUACAAAUGCCAGGACCAUGGAUUCUGCUGUCAGUCUUGGGAAAGCAGGCUCCUCCAUCUACAGCCAAGUCCAUGUGAACAGUCUGAAUUCCUUCGUUAUACCCAUGAUCUAAAUGUUAAACUUCAGGAAACAGUUUCAACAGCUUUCUGGUGCCCGUGUGGUUAUGAAAAUGCGUUUGUAUUUAGUGUGCUUCCAUAGUUUCAUUUAACUUGUUUUUGUAAUUUCUGAUUUUUGUUACUAUUAAUAAAUAAAACUAAAAUCA
This is a messenger RNA of Chionomys nivalis (European snow vole), 3304 nucleotides long. It is a transcript of the gene Fstl1, whose product is annotated as follistatin like 1. Bases 114 to 1034 code for a protein of 306 amino acids. The transcript has 11 exons. Gene Ontology annotation, molecular function: protein binding. The record is from RefSeq and is a predicted model, not a curated record. Lineage: Eukaryota; Metazoa; Chordata; Mammalia; Rodentia; Cricetidae. Gene Ontology annotation, biological process: cell differentiation; regulation of BMP signaling pathway; multicellular organism development.